AUGGAUACGAGCAGUUCGUCAACCGCGCAGUCUACUCUAGUCGGGUGGAGGGCAGAGCCCCAGGGCAGAGGCACCCUGGGCCUGCUUGCGACGAGCCUGAGUACAGUCUUUCUUUGCACUUGGGUGGUCAUUCACCCCCGAGUCCACAAGAGCGAGGUCUACGCUGUGCCUCACAAGCUGGCCCUGCUCGUGAAGACUCUAUUAGCACCCGAGUUCAUCGCUAUCGAGGGCCUCCAGGAAUGGGCCCAAUGUCAAAGGAUGGUCUCUGAGUGUUCUGAAUGGUCGCGUGGAGAGUUCAGCCUCGUUCACGCCUACUAUAUCAGCAUGCUCGCACUGCGAUACCAAACCCCCGGCGGAAAUAGGGUUAUCUGGCCUAACCAAUACACCUGGCUUCUCAAGAGACACUUUAUCAAGUGGGAGAAUCAUGCUGACUGGGGCCUGGCGAUGGACCAAAUCCAGGACAAGAGCAAAUCCGACAGUAUCACCAAGCUCAUCACGCUGUCCCAGGUACUUUGGUUCGUUGCAACUUGUAUAAUGCGCGCCGCCAAUGACCUUCCUCUCUCUCAGCUCGAAAGUAUGACGCUCAGCUACAUUCCGCUGUUUGCCAUCACGUAUUUCUUCUGGUGGAACAAACCGAAGGAUAUCUUCUCUCCCAGUAUCGUCUGCCUCCCUGCUAUGAGUGUUGAGGACAGGCAACAUUUCGAGUCAAUGGCACUCAGCAACAAAUUCGACGAGACCCAGGAUGCAGUGACAUACUGGAGCAUAUGGUAUUUGACCCCGAGAGUGUUCGAAAAGGAGGAGAAUGACAGGAUGGAGAGAGCUGUCCUUCAACCCAGUUCUCCGAAAGCGCCAGAUGUCGACGGAGAGAUGUGCAAGUACCGCAAGGAAAUUGUUGUUGCACAUUGGGAUCCUUAUCUAUACCGGUCAAAGACAAUACGAUCCCUAUGCUGUCUAUUCGGUGCCUCGUUUGGAGCCCUGCAUCUGGCCUGCUGGAACACCAUCUUCCCAACGACGGCGGAGAUGUGGAUGUGGCGCGCUUCAGCGUUCGUGUCGAUUUUCUCGCUGCUGGCAUUCAUGCAUUUUGAGAAGGUUAUUCUGCGAUGGGAUGGCCUCAUAACGAUCGUUAAGAUUGGCGCGCCGGGGAUCUAUUUUGUCAGUCGUGUACUGAUGAUGGGCGAAGUGUUUGCUGCCUUGAGGGCAGUCGACCCUGGAGUAUACGAGACCUACGAGGUUGAGAAUUACGGGAUAAACAUAUGA
Messenger RNA from Aspergillus versicolor CBS 583.65, 1257 nucleotides. RefSeq lists its product as uncharacterized. The transcript has a single exon. Bases 1 to 1257 code for a protein of 418 amino acids. The record is from RefSeq and is a predicted model, not a curated record. Lineage: Eukaryota; Fungi; Ascomycota; Eurotiomycetes; Eurotiales; Aspergillaceae.